Messenger RNA from Lutzomyia longipalpis, 3251 nucleotides. RefSeq names its product glycogen-binding subunit 76A (gene Gbs-76A). Bases 449 to 1909 code for a protein of 486 amino acids. The record is from RefSeq and is a predicted model, not a curated record. Lineage: Eukaryota; Metazoa; Arthropoda; Insecta; Diptera; Psychodidae. Gene Ontology annotation, cellular component: protein phosphatase type 1 complex. Gene Ontology annotation, molecular function: glycogen binding; protein phosphatase 1 binding. The transcript is spliced from 3 exons. Gene Ontology annotation, biological process: regulation of glycogen biosynthetic process.
UCGUCGUCGUCAGAGUGUGAUGGCACACGAGUAGCGCGAGUGAAGCUCGGGCAGUUCUCACAGAUCCACACCUCAUCGGCCGGCGUCAGAUGACCUUGCCGUGUCCUUGGAUUGACAUCGACAAGACACUCGCGGAGACACCACACAAGAGAUUGGCUUGUGGGCAAAGAGCAAGACUUGUUACUCACAAAAAAGAGCCAAGAGAUUGUUUUUUUGGAACCCGGAGUGCAUCGCGUGUGAGUGAAUUCCGCAGGCGCCUGAAAAAAAAGUCCGGACUGUGUGUGCCCCAGCAGUUCCCAAGUAAAAGUGUGCCCCCAUUUGCGGAUGCAGUGACAAAGAAUUUUUUCCCGGAGGGUGUAAAAGUGAUAACGCAUUCACGGAAAAUUCCUGCAGCUCCGGAACGGGGCAAAAGUGAUGCAAACGUGAUCCAGGCCGAAGAAUUCAAUCAAUGAGUGCACCUGAAGAGCAACGGGAGAACAUUGAUAAACCCUGCGGAUUGCUCUCCCUCAUUCCACUCGGGAUGUCCUGCCGUGGGCGUGCUGAAGCCUUUGCGCGGCGUCUCCAGUCUCGGCUACGAACGUUGGGAGUUAAUGGCCAUGAAGAUCGCGAGGAUCUCGAUGAAGCAACAAAUCACACAAAUAGCUCCUGGAAUGGUGGUCAGAGUACCCAGGAGGUACUCACAAAUCUCUCUGAUGUCCUCGGAGAUUCCUUUGACACCACCACGGAGCUCGCAAUGGAACCCGAAAGCCCCGGAAGCCCUGCAGAGGAAUGUGAAUACACACGACUAAUUGAAACAGCCUCAGCCACACCACAUGAUGGUGCUGUGGAAUCGGGAUUUGUCUGUGCCAGCCCCAUGUCUCCGGGUGGCAGUGUGAGCAGCUUCAGUUCAUCCGAUGGGACAUUCUUUGAUCCUGACAGUGAUUACUUCGACUGCACGGAUUCCUCACAAAUGGAAACCACACCACCCGUUCUCAAUGGCCACGAGACAGAUAGCCUAUCGGAUUCUCUGCCUCCAUCGCAGACUGACUCCAAUUCCACACUAACUGAAUGCCCAACGUCAACAUCCAAUAGCACACUCCAGGAAGUGCUGGAAAUGCCACCUCUCACGGCUGAUGAGCCCCCCGAUGAGUCACAACCAGACGAGGAUAUUUCCCACACCGAGGAAUCCUCGACAAAUGGCACGCAAUUCCCAAAAGCCGACAGCCCGGAUGAGCGUCCACAGCGUAUUCAGCGCAGUUCAUCACUGAAAUCCGGAAAGACCCCACCCGGAACGCCGGGAAUGAAGAAAUUCGUGCGAUUUGCGGAUGUUCUGGGGCUAGAUUUGGCUGAUGUGCGUACCUUCCUCGAUGAUGUCCCACGGAUACCAACGUCAGCUUUUGAUGACCUGGACGUGGGUACGUGUGCCGAGGAGGUUACCCUCACACUCGGCCCACGCAUCGACAAAGUCCUCGUGCCACUCUUCCAGCAACCGAGUAGCCUCCCAAAGUUCCUCGAUUUGGUGCGUGAGCACAAUGUCUUCCUGGAGAAUGCCGCCGUAACGGAUGCCUCAACGCUCACCAUUACCGGGUGUGUACGAGUCCGAAACUUGGACUUUCACAAAUCCGUCCAUGUGCGCUACAGCACAGACUCCUGGCGUAGCUAUGCAGACCUCCAGGCAACGUACGUGGAUAAUUCCUGCGAUGGCUUCUCCGACAAAUUCACCUUUAUCCUCUUCGGGAAUGCCCUGCAAGUUGGCCAACGAAUGGAAUUGGCCAUACGCUUCCAGUGUCACGGACAGCAAUUCUGGGAUAAUAACUACGGCUCCAACUAUUGCUUCCAAUGCCUCCCAGCUACGACACUCACAACGCGAACGGCACCAAAACGACCCGAACCGCAACAGGAUGAAUCAUGGGAUGUGUCUUUCUACUGACGCACAACGAAUAGAUCGAGAAGUCGUCGCUCCCCAUUAGAUGCCUUGCUGUAAGUUGGGGGCGCUUUAUCCACGAAAGAGAGAGAGAGAGCAAAGGUCAUUUGUCUGGGUAUUUCUGGUCAUUUUACUACAACAUUCUUUUGGUGAUAUUUUGCGAGAAAGAAAUGAAAUUUAAAUCUCUUUGAUUUCUUCUGACAAAUCUGUAUAGUUUUAUAUGAGAAAAAAUGUGAUAUAAGCUGUCUGAUGUACUGCUGAUUGCGAUGAAAAAAAAAUGAAAAUAGGGAAAUUUUAUCAUUUAAUUGAAGAUCAAAACGGUUGGAUUUUAAUGAAAACUUUCCAAAAGAAUUAAGUAAAAUGAACUUUAUUUAGUUUAAAUAUCCUUAUAAAAUCCUUUUUUGCAUACUUUUAGGCUCUCUUAUUACACAUUGAUAACAUUUCUUUUGUCUUUUUUAUUAAAAUUUGAAAAAUUGAAUGAAGAAUGCACUGAAAAGUUUCCAAACAUCGAAUAUUAAUUCUAAUUUCAGAAGCAUUUUCAUUAUUUUGCAAAUUAUUGAAGAGAUAAUUGGCUUCAAGUGCAACCAAAGUGCGCCUAAGUAUAUGCAAUCCUCAUGUCCCAAUUUAUAAGCCAGACAAAUGACCCUUUUGAUCAACAAAAUAUCUUACAUAAAGCCCUCAACUUCCGCGGGAACUGCCCUCGGGGGCGCCUUCUUGAGGCAAUUUGCCAAAAAAAAAACAAUACAAAUACACAAUACAAUAAGAAACAAACGUGUGGCCAAAACAAAAAUGAGGAACAAAAUAGGGAAGAAAAUGACUCGAGAGAUUCACGACGGAUCUCAACAUACCGACGGAAUCUCCCCGCAGGAAAAAAAAAUUCUGUAGCGUGCCAGGAGGGCACAAUGCCUCGAAAAUAAAUGUUGUGGAUGUGCCAGUGAGGAUAAGUCCACGUGCGGAAGCUCCCACAUCGUGUGGCUGUUUGUGAGCUUUUGUGCAACAAUAACAAAUAACAAAAAAAAUGUGAUAAAAUUUCGACUGAAGGGAUCAGCAAUGAUUGUGUGUGUCCUUAAAUCACUCGACUGUGGGAGCUUCCGGAAGAGACAUUCCACUGGCACAUCCAAGGCGUGCAAGGGAAGAGAGUUUAACACAAUAGAGUGUGUUUCGACUGUAAGAUAUAAUGAGAAGAAGAAAAAAUCACCUGAAGAAUCAAAAUAUCAGUAGCUGAAAUGUUUUUUUUUUCUCUCACUGUUUUCUAAGAAAAUACAAAAGAUUUUUUGAUGAAAAAAAAUUGUUGGCAGAUCUGUUUUUUUGUGGAGAGAGGAAAUAAAGUGUAAAGUAGAUGAUGUUA